GAAUUGUGCUCUAAAAUGUUUGCUCUCUCUCUUCCCUACCCCUUUUUAUUCUUGUGCUUAGGUGAUUGCCAGCUGCAAACACCAUGUCGAAUCCAAAAGUGCACCACAGACUUUGUGUCAUUAACUUCACAUCUCAACUCUGCUCUUGAUGGCUUUGAUUUGGAGUUCUGCAAAGCCCUGCGGGCAUAUUCUGCCUGCACCUAUCGUAAUUCCAAAGUCUGUCGUGGAAACCUCGUUUAUCAUUCCGCUGUGCUAGGGAUCAGCGACCUCAUGAGCCAGAGAAACUGCUCCAAGGAUGGGCCAACGUCAUCUACUAACCCUGAAGUUACCCAUGACCCCUGUAAUUACAGUGGCCGCUUAGGAACCAGAGAACUUCGGGGAGGGGAGCAAACUCCUUCUUCUGACCUAUUUUGUGGCUUGUUUGGUGAUCCUCACCUUAGGACUUUUAAGGAUCACUUUCAGACAUGCAAAGUGGAAGGUGCCUGGCCUCUCAUAGACAAUAACUACUUAUCUGUGCAAGUAACAAAUGUGCCUCUGGUCCCAGGAUCCAGUGCUACUGCUACAAAUAAGAUAACGAUUAUUUUUAAAUCCUACCAAGACUGCACAGAUCAGAAAGUGUACCAGGCAGUGACUGAUGACCUACCGGCAGCUUUUGUAGAUGGCACAACAAGUGGUGGUGACAGUGACACCAAGAGCUUGCGCAUAGUGGAGAGUGUCAGUGGCCGAUGCGUGGAGAUGCAUGCCAAGUACAUUGGAACCACUGUGUUUGUGCGCCAAGUUGGACGUUACCUAACGCUGGCCAUUCGCAUGCCAAAAGAGCUAGCUAUGGCUUAUGAAGAAAGCCAGGACCUGCAGCUGUGUGUGAAUGGCUGUCCCUCAAGUGAGCGCAUUGAUGAUAGUGGUCACUUGCCUCUGCCCGUUAUGGGGCAGCUUCUUCCUCAUGUUUCCUCUGCUCAGCCCCGGUCCAUUUACACAGUGGAGAGUGCCACUACUAAAUGCCACGAGAAGAUGCUGGUGAAGGACCUCUAUUUUUACUCUUGUGUGUUUGAUCUGCUCACCACUGGUGAUGCUAACUUCACAGCAGCAGCUCAUAGUGCCUUGAAGGAUGUAGAGGCACUGCACCCUAGGAAAGAGCGCUGGCACAUCUUCCCCCAUAGUGGAAAUGGUGGCAUUGGCCAGAAUAGUAAAUUGCCUGUUAGUCUUGGACUUGUGUGCUUAAUCCUUGUUGCGUUUUUGUAGGUUUUUUUGGUCUAUAACAAAGUUUUAAAAUAUAUAUUGUCAUAAUAUAUUGAGUAAAGCUAAGAGUAUAUAUGUAUAUACCAUGUAUAUGAAGGGAUGUUUGUCUUGGGACACCCGCCAGAUUGUACAUAUUGUGGUGGUGUUUUUUUAUGUAUGUUGGAUGUAGUAUUCUUUGAUUGUAUCAAUUUGUUUUGCAGUUGGUGAAAUGUUUUAUAAUGUCCCUGCAUUGGGACUUCAUAGAAAGCACUUUAUUUUUUAUAUAUUAAAUAUUUAUGUGUGUAUCUGGGUAAUAUGUAUAAUACACAUGUACAUACACCACACCCAGUGCUCCCUCAAGUAUUAUGUGGUUUAGCCAACUUUCUAUGUAAAUGCUUUUUCUAUGUUUUCCUUUCAGUCCUUAAUUUCUUCCCAAAUCUAGCUGUCAUUCUCCUGUGAAUAUAGCACUAACUUCUUGUUCUCUCUAGGUAGAUCAUUCAGAAUUGAGGCUUUACUUUAUCCCUGAUAUAGCUUAUCCUUGCUUUCUCCUUCAGUGAAAAUGAAACUCCUCUAAUGACACUAAAAUUUAUCUAAUCUCACUCUGCAUUUAUACAGCAUUCGUGCUGUAGGUAGGACAGCCUUGGGGGUUUCUCUAGCUCAUUGGAGAUGUUAACUGCAUAACAUGAUACCAAAAUAUCACCUUUCCCUCCUAAUCAUAAUUUUAU
Pelodiscus sinensis (Chinese soft-shelled turtle) is the source of this 1940-nucleotide messenger RNA. The record is from RefSeq and is a predicted model, not a curated record. Lineage: Eukaryota; Metazoa; Chordata; Testudines; Trionychidae.